GUGUCGCGGCAAAACCUGUAUUCGUGACAUCAGUUAUGACGUUGGUAAAUUCUCUGUAAAGUGACGUCAACAUUUUAUUUAAUUUGCGCGAUUUCGUCAUCACUGCAACAUGUGGAUCUGUGUAGCUGUUUUGGACAGUUUUAUAUUUGUGUUAAGUAUGAAAUGAUGUGAUAUGGAUAAUGAAAUAGAAGAACUGGACAAUUUAUUGUCCGACCACUUUGGGCGAACUCCAUCGGCAUCUCAGGUGAGCUCAAAUUCCGAUGAUGGGACUUAUAUAAAUUCCCCAAAUGAUCAUUCAUUUAGUGAGGACGAAAACAGUUCAGCAGCAAAUAGUGUUGAUUGUAGAGCCAGAAAUUUCAUUCACCAACAUGACAUUGUAUGUAACAACAGUGAUGAGUAUGAAAGUGAUGUGGACGAUACAUACAUUGUCAGUGGUGCAUGCGCCAGUGGUGACAUGGACGCUGACUAUGCAACUGUCAGGCAGUUUCUCGAGAUCGGAUGUGGUUGCAAGAGUAAGUGUACUGUUAAUUUUGAAAUUGGCCAGGUAUACCAUCAUAUAUUGAACAUGAGAGAAUUGACAAAGGCAGAGAAGGAUAUUAUUGUCAUGAGUAAUCUUAAGUGUGGAAAUGACCUGACUACAAAACGAGGGAAGCCAAGGAAACGUUCGAUGGUUUCAUACAAUGCAUUCCAAAAGCCAGUUUGCAAGAAAACGUUUAUGCUGGUUAAUGACAUUGGUAGAUCAGCUUUAGAAAAUCUUGUAGACCAUUAUAAGCAGAAUGGUCCAUUGCCAAGAAAGCAUGGAAACGUAGGAAAGAAACCAUCACAAGCCGUCAUUUAUGAUGAUGUAAAACGCGUGGUUGAAUUUUUGCAAAAUUAUGCGGACACGUAUGGUAUCCCCCAACCAGCAGCUCCCAGAGGAAGCGACAAUACUCCUCCAAUUUAUCUUGACAGUGGUAAAACAAAACUAACCAUUCAUAAAGAGUAUAUAGAAAGAUGUCGCGAGGCUGGGGUUAGAUCUUUACAGCGAACUGCUUUCUGUGAAAUUUGGAAAAGCUGUCUGUGUCACAUUAGAAUAGCUUCGCCUAGGGAUGAUGUUUGCGCAACAUGUGAAGGCCAUAGAAAGAACAUUAUGAAGGCAAUAGAAGAGAGUGAAAAGUAAGAGGCUGCCGAAAACUUCAAACAACAUGUGAUAAAUGCCCAAAAAGAAAGAGAACUUUAUAAUGACUGUGUAAAGCGUGCCAAGGAAACAUGCAUAUUAAGUUCUGAUAAAA
Dreissena polymorpha is the source of this 1271-nucleotide messenger RNA. RefSeq lists its product as uncharacterized. NCBI's taxonomy places the organism in Eukaryota, Metazoa, Mollusca, Bivalvia, Myida, Dreissenidae. The record is from RefSeq and is a predicted model, not a curated record. Bases 173 to 1159 code for a protein of 328 amino acids. The transcript is spliced from 2 exons.